This is a messenger RNA of Puma concolor (puma), 1662 nucleotides long. RefSeq names its product mucolipin TRP cation channel 3 (gene MCOLN3). Gene Ontology annotation, cellular component: lysosomal membrane; plasma membrane. The record is from RefSeq and is a predicted model, not a curated record. Lineage: Eukaryota; Metazoa; Chordata; Mammalia; Carnivora; Felidae. Gene Ontology annotation, molecular function: NAADP-sensitive calcium-release channel activity.
AUGGCAAAUCCCGAGGUUGUAAUCAGUAGCUGCAGCUCUCAAGAAGAGGAAAAUCACUGCACUUUUAACCAGCAUACAUCGCCCUCUGAGGAGCUUCUGUUAGAAGACCAGAUGAGGCGAAAACUCAAAUUUUUUUUCAUGAAUCCUUGUGAGAAGUUCUGGGCUCGUGGUAGAAAACCAUGGAAGCUUGGCAUACAAAUUCUAAAAAUUGCGAUGGUGACUAUACAGCUGGUUUUUUUUGGGCUGAGUAACCAGAUGGUUGUAGCUUUCAAGGAAGACAACACUAUAGCAUUCAAACACCUCUUCUUAAAAGGAUAUGUGGACCGAAUGGAUGACACUUACGCAGUCUACACGCAAAGUGAUGUGUAUGAUCAGAUCAUCUUUGCAGUCAACCAGUACUUGCAGCUGCGCAGUAUCUCGGUGGGGAAUCAUGCAUAUGAGAACAAGGGUACCGAGCAGUCUGCUAUGGCGAUCUGUCAGCACUUCUACAAGCAAGGGAACAUCUGUCCUGGAAAUGAUACCUUUGACAUUGAUCCAGAAAUGGAGACUGAAUGUUUCUUUGUAGAGCCCGAUGAACCUUUUCACAUUGGAACACUGGAAGAAAAUAAACUCAACUUAACACUGGACUUUCACAGACUCCUAACAGUGGAGCUGCAGUUUAAACUGAAGGCCAUUAAUCUGCAGACCAUUCGUCAUCACGAGCUCCCUGACUGUUACGACUUUACUCUGACUAUAACAUUUGACAAUAAGGCCCACAGUGGAAGGAUUAAGAUAAGCUUAGAUAACGACAUUUCCAUCAGAGAAUGUAAAGACUGGCACGUAUCAGGAUCAAUUCAGAAGAACACUCACUACAUGAUGAUCUUUGAUGCCUUUGUUAUUCUGAUAUGCUUGGCUUCCUUAAUCCUGUGCCUCCGAUCUGUGAUUACAGGACUUCAGCUUCAGCAGGAAUUUGUCAAUUUUUUCCUCCUCCAUUACAAGAAGGAAGUUUCUGUUUCUGAUCAAAUGGAAUUCGUCAAUGGAUGGUACAUCAUGAUUAUUAUUAGUGACAUAUUGACAAUUAUUGGAUCAAUUCUGAAAAUGGAAAUCCAAGCUAAGAGUCUAACAAGUUAUGAUGUCUGUAGCAUACUUCUUGGGACUUCCACCAUGCUCGUGUGGCUCGGAGUCGUUCGAUACCUCGGUUUCUUUCAGAAGUACAACCUCCUUAUUCUGACCCUUCAGGCAGCGCUGCCCAAUGUCAUCAGGUUCUGUUGCUGUGCCGCAAUGAUUUAUUUAGGCUAUUGCUUCUGUGGAUGGAUUGUGCUGGGGCCUUACCAUGAUAAGUUCCGUUCUCUGAACAUGGUCUCCGAGUGCCUUUUCUCUCUGAUAAAUGGAGAUGAUAUGUUUGCCACAUUUGCAAAAAUGCAACAAAAAAGUUAUUUGGUCUGGUUGUUUAGCAGAAUUUACCUCUACUCAUUCAUCAGUCUCUUUAUAUAUAUGAUUUUAAGUCUUUUCAUUGCACUGAUCACUGAUACAUAUGAAACAAUUAAGCAUUACCAACAAGAUGGCUUCCCAGAGACUGAACUUCGUACAUUUAUAGCAGAAUGCAAAGAUCUACCCAAUUCUGGAAAAUACAGAUUAGAAGACGACCCUCCAGGUUCUAUAUUCUGCUGUUGUAAAAAGUAG